GUGCUCCUUAAGGCAAUAACAUAGAAGUCGAGAGGUAUGGCGCAAGGAAGUGAUCUAAACUUUAAAGGAAGAAAAACCUCAGAAAAAAUUUUAGAAAAUGUUCACAUAUUCGCCAACGAUCCGUCCUUAGCAUUCUUUCGAAUUCAGGAACACAUUCGCAAGGUGCUGCCUGCAAUCAUAGAGAAACGAACCGAAGUUCUUAGCCUACAAAGCAACUUGCAAGGGCAUUGCUUCGACAUGGAAUACGGUGUGCAAGCAUUAAAGUCUAUAGAAAAAUCUGAAAGCACUUUUUAUAAUAUACAAGAAAUCUUGAAGACUUCAAUAUUUUUAAAACAACAGCUAAAGUAUGAAGAAAAUCGGAAGAAAACAAAAAAGGACAGCAUAAAGAACUCUGUAUAUAAACGAUUUUCUGCACAUCUUGCAUUAGAUCUUCCAGAUUUAUCUGAUUUUAGUGGCGUUAUGCGUGACACAACCCAACGAAUGGAGACAAUAAUAUCAACAGGGCAAGCUCGACCAGACACUUCAACGGCUCAACCUAAUUCAGUUGAGUUUCAAAGGUCUCACACAACUUUACAUUAAUUGCUGUAUUUUACAGCUAUGCUUAAAAACUUGAA
Messenger RNA from Drosophila navojoa, 614 nucleotides. Its product is annotated as BLOC-1-related complex subunit 8 homolog. Lineage: Eukaryota; Metazoa; Arthropoda; Insecta; Diptera; Drosophilidae. The record is from RefSeq and is a predicted model, not a curated record. Gene Ontology annotation, cellular component: BORC complex.